AUGUCGAGCCGGUCCGGGAGGAGAGUCGGGUGGCUGAGAAAUUUUUCAAGGAAUCAAUGUUGCGAUGAAUUUGGUAGUACAGAACAGCUUGAUAUUUUACAGUCAGUGGAUGAUUUUCUUGUUGAUGGGACAUUCAAGUUGAAUUUGCACCACACUGGUAUCCUCGAUCAUUUAUGCUUUAUGCUUGAUUUUGAACAAGCAUGUAUUAAUGUUUUGGAUGCCAGUUUUCCCCAUAUUGCCCUGUCUGGAUGUUAUUUUCAUUUAAGACAAAGUAUCCAUCGUCAAAUUCAAUCACUUGGUUAUCAAACUCAAUAUCAAAACGACCCUAUAUUUGCACAUAAUAUUCCCAAGAUUGCCGCCGCAUUAGCCUUCAUCCACCCAGAUGUUGUUAUAAAUGCAUUUGAACGUUUAUCCUCAAAUCUUGGCGAUGAAAUGAUACCAUCUACUAUUGAAAUGAUACCAUUCAUCUAUAAAAAAAAUAACAUUUUGUUGAUUAAACUUACGUGCUUGGCUAGACAUAAUGAGGAUCGCUGA
This is a messenger RNA of Didymodactylos carnosus, 534 nucleotides long. The record is from the annotation of a GenBank genome assembly. NCBI's taxonomy places the organism in Eukaryota, Metazoa, Rotifera, Eurotatoria, Philodinida, Philodinidae.